GACAUCUAUAGGGCUGUGCAACGGUUCGGUUCGACCCGGCCCAGACCUAACUCAUGAGAACCGUAGUCCAUUAGUGAAAAGACAUCUUAGGACCAAGAACCGGACCAUCAUUGCAUUCGGUCCAUUUGGUUCGGUUUGGUCUGAUCCAAAUAUCAGUUCGAUCCAUCAUUUCUUCAGUAAUUGCAAAAUUCAUGUAGACCAAGGACCAGACCGCAUUAUACUCGGUCUGGUCCUGGACCGGAUCAUUGCACACCCCUAGACAUCUAAAUAAGCAAGUGUCAAUAAAUUAUUUUGGUGAAAAGGGUUGAUUGUUUUAUUGACGGCCAACUAAAGGAGUUGGUCAAAACCUUUCCAUCAUCUACUUCCUAUUCGUUUCAUUUUUCACUCGCCUUCCAUACCCUUUCUUUAUGUCUUUCUUUACUUUCUUCGUCUAAUCCUAAUUAGUAUACUAUUUUUAUGUAUUCUAUUCACAAUUAUGAACAGGUCCAUAUACGACUCAUGCACAGUAUAGAGAAUUAAUAAUUGAACCAUGAACCACUAAUUUUUUCAACUCAAUGUCGAAUCCAAGUAAAAAUAAAUAUAUAUGGUUAUGUAUUAGAAAAUUGUCAUUUUCCACUAUGGUAUUUGAAGACGUGAAAUUUUAAGCGAGUUCCAGUUUGUAUUCAUUUUGCUUCUCUCUAGAGUUUUUCUUUUUCACUCGGGCUAGAAUUUUCUACAAUUAUACAUGGAAUGUUUGGCUAGGUAUCUACACAUAUAAAAUAAAUAGUUUUCAUUUUUUAUAAAAUAAUAAAUAAUAAUCAUCAUAAAUACUUCACCAUAAAAAGAAUUAAGCAUCAACUAUGCAAAUUAAAGUUCGGUAUCUAAACUUAAUAGAUCUGUAGAUUUAUAACAUAAAUUUAUUCUUUUGGUAUAUAAGUCCUCAAAAUAUUGAUGAAACAAUAUAUUUUAGUACCUGAAUUUUUUUAUGUAUUAUAUUUUGGUACCUAAAUUUUUAAACUUCUACAAAUAGGUCUAAUUUUUGUAUGUAUAAUUAAAACCAAUGUUGUCAGAACCGAACCAGAGCAUGACCCGGUAAUGCGAACGGCUUGCACUUUAGCGGUCCAACCGGCAUUAGACCAGUUAAAAACCGUUAGAGAACCGGUAUCUAAUAAACGUUAUCAGUAUAAAUAGUGGACAUUUCUUAAUCAGAGCUCAUCUCUUUCCUUCGAAAUUGUGAAAUGGAAAUAAGGAUUCAAUUUGAGAGCCCAAUGUUUUUGGUUUAUUUCAAUUUUCUACAAUUUUUUUAAUUAAAUUUAGUGGCUUAAUGGCAAAAACCGGACGAGCGGCUCGAUCGGCUCGAACGGUUAACCACCUCGGCCGCUCGCCAACCGCUACAUAAAACUGGAGAGGCUUUUAGACUGUUUCGAGCCGAUUUUAUGACCAGGUGGCGGUUUUACCGGUCGGGCCGAGCGGCUCGGCUCGGCUUUAAUAACACUGAUUAAAACACCCUCGUAUAAAUGAGUAUCCAUACCCAACUCAUACACAUUUAGAUUAUGGACGUAAAUAUCCACACCCUACCUAAACCCAUUUACAAACUUCCAAAGCCAUAUAUACGUCAUCCAUACCCUACCCAUAAUUAAUGGGUCUACUUGGUUUAGGUAAAUAUAAUUUAUUAGCCAAAUUUUUUUUUUUAAAUUGGAUGUUGAUCACCAUAUAUCUCUUCUUAGUCAAUAACAGACAAUAUCAUAUUGUAAAGUCAAUAUUACUAACAAAAAUGCUAACAAAAAAUUCAUUUUAGACUAAUAAUACUAACAAAACACUAUUACGAAUCACAUAAUACAUAUCCAUACGCAAACUUCCCCGCGCACCAAGGCGCAGCAGCGCCACCUAAUUUUUAUAUAUAUAUAUAUAUAUAUAUAUAUAUAUAAAGCAAAACCAUGUUUACUGUUAACUAAUAAUUCCCUUAGAUUGGACCUAAGUUUAUGGGCUCCUAUCAUACUUUGAUGAGCCCCUUUUUACAUUUGUGACCAAUGAAACAAAGAAUUAUAUUUAGUUUGGUUGCCCUUAAGCAUAAAGGUUUCCUAACGGGGCAACUCUCAGAAAAAAGUAAAGGAAAACCAUAGAAUAAAAUAGAAUAUAGUUUUGAGUAUUUGUAAAACCAAUUUAGCAAGUAGUAUGUUUUGAUUGGAAUACAAUUUAUUUAUGUCGAUUUAAUAAAAUAUGUAAAUAUGUAAAAAUUAUUAACAUCAAAUGAUUUUUUUAUGAAUCUGGUACUUUCAUUGUAUCGAAAAAUGGGGUGCUGAUGACGUCCUUAUCUGCUAGGAAUGAAAUCGAUCAGUUGCUAAUACAACACAAAUAACAAAGGAAACCUAAAAUCCAAACUAAGCCUAUGAUAAAAGACCAGCUGUUAGAAAACUUUAGCAUACCAGAAUUGCAUUAGAUCCCUGGGCUCCUGUACCAGCACCACAACCUCCCUCUUAACCUGAGCCACAAAUCCAGCAACAUCAUGUCCUUGCCCCCCAAAAGCUCUCUUGCAUCGCUCCCUCUCAGUAUGGCUCAACAGAGAUUUCCAUAUGAGUCUACCUGUCAAAGCACAAGAAAACUGCCCCCAAACCUCUGAAUGGCCCAAGAGAGGUUAGCUUCACAAGUCUAUGGAAUAUAAGAGUUAAAGUUUCCAACCACCAAAUGAAUUUAAUAACUUAAGGGCCAGGAAACACAAAAAUGUCUCUCUCUAGAAAAUCCUCUCUCUGUUUUCUCAAAGCACAGAUAUGGAAACCUAGAUGCAUCCUUCAAUGAAGGUGCUCUUUCUUCCUCCUUAGUUCCACUAAUGGAGAUGAUUAAUAUCUGCUGCCUCAACACAGUGAAAGAUCCCAUCAGAGAUUAUGUCUUGCUGAUUAAUGUGAGCAGAUCUCCUACUCAACAACUCAUCCAUGGAGUUAAUGUAACUUGCUCUGCUCUAUACACACAACAGCUGCCUCCCAACUACCUAGUCCUUCUUCAUCCUUCCUAUUCAAAGAUCCUGUCCUCAAACAAGUAUAGCCCCAUCAAUCUGUCAGAGAACGAAGAGAAGAGGAAGAAUUUCAACCUCUUUAAACCACCAAAAUCUAGCCAAAGAUCCCCCAGCUGCCACAAAUCUCUCGAGCCCCAAAAUCAGAUGAUAAUAACUCCUAUACUUCUAAUCUUACCAAAAGAUUCCCUACUAUCAAUGAAGGUCUGGAUGGCAAACCACUCUUCCCCGUCAGUUCUAUUUAACCUCCUGUUCCCCAACACCAGUUACCAGCUACCACACCCCCAUCCAAAACUUACCCUCUCGAGAUUUAUCCCAUCCAAAUCAGAAAAGCCUCGGCUCUUAUUCCCCCGAUGGCAAAUCCAACAAUGAAUAACUAGUUAAGCCAAGAUCUGGACUGUGGGGAUGAGGAUUAUGAGGCGAUUUUUCCCAGACGAGACCCCUCAAUCUACUGGAGGAACUCUUCUUCGCCUUGUGGGACGUAUCUUCGGGGAUAGAGAAGUCAGCAAGCGUGCCAUGGUGGGUAUGAUUAAUGGAGCCUGGUCCCAUUUAUGUGAGCCAACCAUCCGAGAAGUGCCAAAAAUCAGGAACACCUUCGUCUUCAUCUUCAAUCUCAAGGAAGAAUUGGAUCGUGCUUGGGAAGGGAGGCCAUGGCAGGUUUUUGGAAACACUCUCCAACUGAAGCAAUGGGAAGAAUCAAUCCGCCCACAAAAUGUCAACUUUGACUUGGCCGAUUUUUAGAUCCAAGUCCAUGGUAUACUUGACCACAAGGGAACAGUCUCUAAUGUUGAAGCUAUAGUUGCAAUGUUCCCCAAAAUUCAUGGCAUCGACAUGAGGGGUCUGAAUUCAGAUAAGUACAUGGAAUUUGUAAGGGUGUUCAUACAGGCUGAUAUCACCCGUCCCCUUCCCCCUGGCUCUUCCUGUACUACUAACGGAGUCAGAGAGUGGCUUGGAUUCAGAUUUGAAAAGCUUUACAUCCUUUGUUGCUACUGUGGGAGACAAGGGCACGACAAACAGUAAUGUCCAAGGAGGAAACCCGAUAUUGAGCAAGGAGCAGUGGCGGCACCCGAAGGCAGAUUCACCCCAUGGAUGAAAGCCGGGACCAAAACUGCUCGUCCACCCCCUCCUCCCAGAGGAAGAAUCGUCCAUAGCUCACCUGGUGACGCCGAAUCCAACAUUGGAUUCCCGGGAUUCAUCCAAAAUCAGCUCUGGAUUUGAUAAUCGGCUUUAACAUAUUGAAUUCUUAGACUUUAUGUGAUUAUUCGUGGUAUGUUUUAGUCAAUUGGUGCUAUUUUAGGGCUCGCUAACCCGAGAAUGGUUGAAAAACCAUUACUGCCUAGUGCCAUGAGUUUGAUAUGAUACAGGUGGAGAAAGCACGAAAAAGGAGCGAGUGCACAAACAAUAAAUCGGGGUCGAAUUACUGGUGGACUACUCACUUGGGCUCAAGGCCCAGAGGACUUGGCUGGAAUGGGCGGCAUGGAACUGGAUUUGGGCUCUGGGACACUUUUUAGAAGCGGCCGAAGUGAAUUAGUCGGGGGUGGAGGUUUUGGAUUUGGAAGGAGAGUCCAGGGAAGAGAGAAUAAAAAGAAAGGGACAGAGGCAAUUGAAUUCCGGGGGGGGAAUUCUCUUGGAGAAAGGAACGGAAUUAAAGCGAAGGCGACAGGGAGCAGGCGCAGCGGAGAAGCAGCUUGCGCGAGCGAUCGAGUGCAGGGCAGGGAAGAAAAUUUCAGUAUUUGUUUUUCUUUUGCUUUGCUUCGUAACAUGAUGAACAAAAUCCUAUCGAUUUAUCUUAGUUUCAUCAUGAACUAAACCCCAAUUUCUGGGGGAAACACCAUAGGAUGUAGCUAUUUCUUGAUUUGAUGGAUUGAUUUAUGAUUCUUUUCUUCCAAUCUCUAUUGCAUGGAAUUGCUUAAUGCUUUGUGUUGACUGGCCACCAACACAACGAUUUGUAGUUAAUUAGGUUAUUAGCGACAGUGAAAUCCUAUUAACUGAACAUAUUUCAUGUGACAUAGUAACUUAUCGAAGCGACAGUGGAUUAAAUAAGGUGCUAUGCGGUCUUCAAUAGGAUAUCGAUCUUCAGGCUGAAUAAUUAGGUCAUUGAGCUACGACAGUAGGAUUUGAUUUAAUUGUUUAGUACGUAGUAAUUCCCGACAGGGAUAGCUAGCACAUUCGUGAUAUCCUGGCUGUAGAUGUAUGGAUUAAAUUGAUUGGAAUAGGUGAAUUAAUCUGGAUAGGAUAGGUAGUGAAUCCCGGUGUUUCUCCCAGAGCUUUCUCCCAUUGAAUUUUCCUCGACAAGUUUGCUUUGUUUAAUUAGUUUAAUUAUUUUGCUAAUAGUUAAUAAUUUCAUCUCUUAAACAUUUUCACAUAUAGUUUGCUCGAAAGAAUUGAUAAAUCAUAAGGUUGUAC
Molecule: messenger RNA, 5392 nt
Organism: Linum trigynum
Lineage: Eukaryota; Viridiplantae; Streptophyta; Magnoliopsida; Malpighiales; Linaceae
Source: the annotation of a GenBank genome assembly